AUGCGCCGCCGAGAGUCUGCGCGAGCGCGUGCGGACGACGAGGACGGCUCGUCGUCGCCGUCAGCGCUGCCGGAGGAGGACGAGGAUCUGCGCUCUGACUUUCUCGCGGACUUUGACGAGCAGACGUUUCUUGCACAGCUCGACCUGCUCAACCCGCGGGGGCCGCCUGCGCCGCCCGGCGCGACGGCCGCGCCGAUCGCAGAGGCGCCGCCGCCCGUGGCGCCGGCCGGCCACGGCGCCUAUGCACCGCCCUCGUCGGACUUUUACGGCACGGCCAUCCAGAUCCUGACGCACAUCCUCGGCAGCUCCACGCCGUACCCGUGGCUCGCCGACGGCCACACGCCACGCGCGGACGACGGCCCACCGCCCUGGGACCCGCUGCACUUUGCUGAUCUGACGUUCCCCGAGGACGAAGACGACGACCCGGACUUUCUGCCGCUCUCGCACGAGGCCGACGAGCUCGGAGCGCCCAGCGCCUCGGCGUGGUCGCGCGCGAUGGACGAGGUCGUUCCUACGCGUGCCAAGAGGCGCGACGCGGCAGCCGCGUCGCCGACCAAGCCGAAGCGGGGGCGUCCACGGCAGUAUACCGCGGAAGAGGCCAUGGCCCGGAAGCGAGGCCGCAAUCGCGACUACAUGGCGCGGCAGCGCGAGAAGAAGCAGGGCGAGGCGCCCAGCCUCCCGCCGGCGCCGGCGCCGGCGCCGGCCCCCGCCGCUGCGCCCGACGAGCGUCUCGUGCUCGAGGCCGAGAACCGGUUCUUGCGCACGGAGCUCGAGCGACUGCGCGAAGAAAAUGCGCGGCUGCGAGGCCGCGAGGAAAUGCGCGCGUACGCAGCGCGCCUCGGCCUCGACCCGCGCGCGCACGAAGCCAUGUCAUAG
Messenger RNA from Malassezia sympodialis ATCC 42132, 876 nucleotides. RefSeq lists its product as uncharacterized. The transcript has 2 exons. The coding region runs from base 1 to 876 and encodes 291 amino acids. The record is from RefSeq and is a predicted model, not a curated record. Lineage: Eukaryota; Fungi; Basidiomycota; Malasseziomycetes; Malasseziales; Malasseziaceae.